This is a messenger RNA of Gallus gallus (chicken), 2488 nucleotides long. It is a transcript of the gene PRR22, whose product is annotated as proline rich 22. Lineage: Eukaryota; Metazoa; Chordata; Aves; Galliformes; Phasianidae. Bases 1443 to 2435 code for a protein of 330 amino acids. The transcript is spliced from 3 exons. The record is from RefSeq and is a predicted model, not a curated record.
CAUGUGGGAGGGUGGGGCGUACAGACCCAGUCCCUGGGGGUCCUGGAGAGCACAGCCACCCUCAGCCUCCUGGCAUCCGAGGUUGGACAGAACCCUGUCCCUUUCUGGGAGCACACACGGGCUGUUGUCAUCUCCUCUUGGAUGUCACACAGGGCUGUGCUGGAAGAGGGGGAGGAGGGGAUCUCCAAAGCAGCUGCUUUUCCAUCACGAGCUCUGCUUAAAGAGAAGGGUGAAUGAAAGCAGGCCUGGUGCCACCACGCACUGACCUUUCCUUGGCUGCCUUGGGGGCUUUUUCUGCAUCCAUAUCACUCGGACACAGCAGUGAAGGCUGCUGAGCACAGGCAGCAGUCACAAACGCAGUUGUUCUGUAUCUCAAGGACUCCACGGGCGCAGCCGCAAGGCAGACAGCUCACAUCCCUGACUCAGCUGGGCUGAAUCAGCUUCAUCCCCCCCAGAAUAUCCCAUUUGGUGCAAAAGGCAUUUGCAACCACAGCAGCUGAAGUUGGGUAGAGCCGCACCGCAGCACUGGGCGUUCCUUCCCUGCUCAAAGAGCAGCGCUGCCUGAAUGAGCUCCUCCAGCAGCAGGGGGGCUUUUGGUGCAGAUGAGCAACGUUCACAUGUUCAUUUGCUGCCUGCCAUCGCUCCACCACCAAGGAGUCCUGGCAGGGCUCAGCUCCGUGGUUUGCAGGAACGCGCAGACCCUGCUGCCGUGGCUCCAGCCUCGCUGCAGAGCAGGGUGCAGAAGGGGAACUCCCAGAAUUGCUGUUCAAAGCCACAGCUUUGUGUAAGUUUCAGCCCAGAUGGUGCCCUCAUCCGGGAGCACGCGGGGAGCAGAUGCGUUUUAGGGCGGUGGGUUCGAGGGCGGGGAGAAGGGGAGAGGAUGGGUGGCCCACAGUGCGGCCCCCAGGGCAGUUUGCCACGGCAGGACGGUGCUGCGAUGCUGAGGAUUGCAUGAAAAGUCACUGCAGUAAAUCAUGAAGGUCAGUCAUGGCAGUCAGCACCUGCAGCCAGAGCCGCGGUGUGCCGGGCACAGAGCAUCUCCAAACACAGCAGGAAACCCAAACGGGGCUCCACGUCCAUCCCCAAGCACAUACAUCCCCAUGGGGUUCCACACACAUCCCUACGGGGCUGCACAUCCAGCCCUGAGCACACGCACCCCUAUGGUGGCCGCAUGGGAUGCCCCAGCGCCGAUCGCUCCCUGCAGCCACAAAACGGCCCCUGGGCUGCAACGGGGCCAACCAGCCGUGGGCUCUGCCCCACCAGCACCCCAUAAAGACCCACAGCGGCGGGGUCACAGCAGCCCCCGUUAACCCUUUCUUUCCCUUUAAGCCCAGAGGUGAGGAGGGCGUGGUGGGCGGGGAUGGAACACCGGGAGCCCCGGCAACCCCCGGUGGGAGACCCCAAACACAGAGUCGGUUGGACCCUCUGGCCGACAGCAGCGCAUGGAGUUGGCUGCCGCCUGGCACUCCUCUCGUGGCCCCCCGGCGCCUCCGCCGCUCAUCCUUCCGGAGCUCUUCAGCCUCGCAGGCUCAGCCAAACCCUGCCAGCCCUCUGCGAUGGAGCAGCCCCUCCUCGCACCGCCGGCUAUGGGGACGCUGAUGGCACCCGGCGCACCCCGGGGUCCCCCGCCAGGGCUGUGGAUGGCUCCGUGCGGCUGCUUCUUCGACCCCCGCGUCUUUCACUUCGAGUGGACCACCACCACCGCGCCCCCACCGGCCAACCCCGCGGGCUCCGCUUCGCUGCCCACCGCUGCCCCGCAGAGCUGGGUGACCCCCCCGGCCCCCCCGCAGCAGUUUGUGCCCUACAAGCAGCAGGGCACGGCCGUGACCCCACUGCUGCCGUCGGUCGCCAACUUCCAGCAGCUGGAGGGGCAGAUCCAGCAGAUGAGGAUCUCGGAGGCCCCUCCGAGUGGCAGCAGCGCUGCGCCCACGGGUGGCAUCGUCCCCCUCCAUCGUGACACCCCAAUGGGCGCCUCUGCCGUCCCCAACCCCCAGGAGAUGGGGGCCAACCUGGAGAGCCUAGACAUAGAGCUGCCCGACGAGGUGCUGCUGGAGGAGGCCGUGAGGCUCUUCAACUGCUCCCCUGAGAUGGAGGGGGCCAACCAAGGCAGCCCCAGCAGCGUCCCCGUGCUCAAAGACCUCGGUGACCUCGCUGACCUCGACGAUAUCAUCUCCUGUCAUGACAUGAGCUCGCUCUCACUGCCCGAAGAGAUGCUCUCCUCUGACUACAGCAUCCCCGAAGCCUCCAGCAUGAUGCUGAGCGUGGAGCAGCUCGACAGCGUCCGGGUGAACCCCCAGGAGAUGCACCACGAUCCGACACCGCCAGCGCUGCUGCUGUCACCACCGCGGGGCGACGCAUUGCAGCCCAAAGCCAAGCUGGAAAAGAGGGGGAAAAAGCGACGGAACAGCUUCAUGCUGAGAAAGGGCUGCAAAUAGGGGGUCUCCACCUGCAGCAGUGGGGUGGGAGAGCAGGGUUAGAGCCCUUGUAA